Molecule: messenger RNA, 2424 nt
Organism: Halteromyces radiatus
Lineage: Eukaryota; Fungi; Mucoromycota; Mucoromycetes; Mucorales; Cunninghamellaceae
Product: fungal-specific transcription factor domain-containing protein
Exons: 9
Coding region: 1-2424 (807 amino acids)
Biological process (GO): DNA-templated transcription; regulation of DNA-templated transcription
Molecular function (GO): DNA binding; zinc ion binding; DNA-binding transcription factor activity, RNA polymerase II-specific
Source: RefSeq, a predicted model, not a curated record
AUGCCUGAUAUCCGACCGGGAAUUCAUUAUAAUAACCGACCAGCUGUAACGAUCCCACGAACAAAACGAACCAGGGCUAAACGAAGCUGCGAUCUUUGCCGAAAGAAGAAAAUUCGUUGUGAUGCCGAUGUCAAAAAACCUUGUACAAGUUGUGCAAGUUCUCAUUUGGAGUGUGAAUUCUUGGUGGAACAGAAGAAACGUGGACCUGCCACAGGUUUUUCUUCCAAAAAGAAUAGUUAUGUAGAAGUCUUAGAAGCUAGAUUGAAACGUAUGGAAGCAUUACUCGCCACUUUUAUGAUCCCCAACGAGAAAGGCAAACACCGCGAUUCUCCCUCUGAAGAUUCUGAAGAAUCGAAUGUUAACUUGUGCUGUUGUCCUAGCUUGGAUCCUGCUAAAGAAUUGACAGUAAAAAUGGACAACCUUGGAAUUGCGGACUAUGAAAGAACACGGUACAUUGGCAUGAGUUCUGGUGUUCACUUGCUCCAUCAAGGUCUUUUCAAUUCCAACAAACCACAUUGUAUCAAGGAAACCCCAUCUUGGUUUGUUCAAAAAGUGAAUGAUGAUGAAGAAGAACAUAUAUUGAUCAAAUCUGAAGCACUCAAAGCCCCUCCUCAAGGUUUUAUGGAUCGUACUGCUGUCUUUACUACUACUAUUCCUUAUAUUAAUCAAGAACGGGUCGAUAUCCUCGUACAAACGUAUUUUUCAACUUAUCAAUUGUUAUGUCCAAUUAUUAACAAGAUGUUCUUUUUAGAACAAUACUAUUAUCAAGAUCCCAGUCCCUGUGAUGAAUAUCUCUUAUGUGCUCUAUGUACUAUUGGCGUAAGAACACUUACUUUAUUGGAUCGAUCGGCAUUACCUCCAUGUAUCCUGGAAUUGACUGAAGAUGAAUUCAUGGAAAUGGGCAAGGCUUUCAAGAAAAGAGCUCUCAGUAUAUUUGAUUUGAUUUACAAGCGCUCUCGUAUCAGUACUGUGCAAACUAUUAUUUUGAUGACCCUAUUUGUGGAAUCACAUGAUACUGAUUUUGAUGAUACAAGUUAUUGGUUCAAAACUGGAAUGGCAAUUAGAAUGGCACAAGAUCUUGGUCUUCAUCGAAGUGCAAGAGGAUGGCAUAUACCUGAACCGGAAAGGGAAUUACGAAGUCGUAUCUGGUAUGUUAUUUAUAUGAUGGAUCGAUGGGUUGCAGCUGAACUUGGAAGACCAGUAACCAUUAUAGAUCAAGACUUCGAUGUAGAACUACCCUCGUUUUACGAAGUAGAAUCAUGUCAUCCAAAAGACCUCUCUGAACGUCCAUUUGUUCCGGAAAUUAUUAUGCAAACAGCAAGAGAUAUUCGAAAGAAGACACCUUUAUAUGAUCAUUUUAAUCACGCUGUUCGUCUGGGUCAAAUAUAUGGUCAAGUACUUAGUGGUCUUCAUUCUCCAAGAUCUAUACGUUUCGGUCGUCGAAGUCAAGCUUUAGUACAUCUUUUGGAUCAACGGUUAAAAAAUUGGAAACUUAGUAUUCCUUCAUCAAUUACAUAUGAUAUAAGCAAUCCAAAACCUAUGGGCUUCUUGUCCUAUAAUUGUAUUUUACUACUCCUCUAUCGACCAUUUAUCAGCAAUCAAGAAUCAGAAGAUAUGGAUUUCGCAUUCAAGGCUCUCAGUAUAUGUACAGUGGCAGCAAACAAUAUUCUUUUCGUGACAGAAAAUAUGGAUAUCUUUACAAUUGCAUGUAUUCCUUGGACCAUCUCUGUAUAUUCGAUUUUCCAAGCAGGUAUUAUAUUUUUACACAACGCAAAAGGAAAUAAUGUAUCAGUGGCGGAACAAGGAGUGAAGAAUCUUUUACGGUGUUCUCGUGUUAUUCGACGUGAUCCUUGCUUAGCGUCCACUCACGUUGCUCAAGUACUCCAAUCGAUUGCUGCUCCAUCAGCAACUGCAUCACAAUCAACCAAGUCGACCCCAUCGCCACCGCCACCAACAUUACCAGCAAGUACUGAACUUUAUAUACCAAGGUCGAAUCCAUCUAAUCAAUUAAAUGACGAACCACAACAACCACAUCAAUCAUCAUUAUCACCAAUGAUUGCACCUUCAACGCAACAGGAACAACACAAUCAAAUGCAGGAUAUGGAUUUGGAUUUACUCUUCUGGAAUCCUGAGUUGGUACCCGCUGAUAGCGACGUUUUUGUGGCUGAUGCUUUAGUGCAACAACAUCAACUGCAACAACAGCAACAACAACAAGAACAACAACGACAACAGCAACAUUAUCAGUACCAACAAGAUUUCCUUCCACUUGAAUCUCAACCUCAUGCUCAAGAUCCACUUCCUCAAUACAUUCCUCAACAGAUGAUUAAUAGAGAAUGUCUCUCCUCUGAAGUACCUUUAUACAAUAUGCCGAAUAGUGUAGUUUGGGAAGAUUGGGAUACUUUUUUAAAAUCAAAUGUUAGUUAA